Molecule: messenger RNA, 3101 nt
Organism: Zophobas morio
Lineage: Eukaryota; Metazoa; Arthropoda; Insecta; Coleoptera; Tenebrionidae
Product: patj homolog
Exons: 3
Coding region: 285-2783 (832 amino acids)
Molecular function (GO): protein binding
Source: RefSeq, a predicted model, not a curated record
AAUUUCGACGCAUUAAUAAUUGAUUUGUGGUUGAAUUUUAAAUGCAUUUAACCACGCGGAAAAUGUCCACUUAACCCCCUGUCGAUACGCCACUGGCUAGUGCAUGCCGAUGCUUUCCAAUAGAAUUGGCACUCCUGCAGCGAAGUGACAGUUGACGUUUCAUUAAUUCCUUAAUUUGUUUUUUCUACGAGAGUUGUGAAGUUAGUUGAGGGUGUGUUCGUGUACUUACUUAAAUUUUGUUUUUCUUUUAACAUUCUUUACUUGGUAAAAGCAAAUUGUCGAUAAUGCAUUUGAAUGCCGAUAUAUCGAGUGCCCUGCAACUAUUAGAAGAUAUCAAACAAACGGUAGAUGAUCUGAGCGAUCCGAAAUUACAAGUUAACACAUAUCAGGAUUUAUGUUUAUUGAUAUCCGUGCUCGAAAAUCCCGUUUUUAGAAGCGUUGUAACGGUUCAGGAUUCCUUGAGCGAAUUGAACCAGCAAUUAGGUCAGCACCCCUCUAUAUUACCCGUAGACUUUGAUAUCACGGCAUCUGGAGAGUUAGUACUGAAUGUACCCCCUUCUGGUGAACUGUACGACCCAGAUUACGCGGACGAUUAUCCAACGUCCAGAGAUUUUGACGAGCAGAGAGUUCCCUCAGCGCCUAUCUCUCCAGGCUCGCCUCACGUACACCCUUUCAACACCACAGACAAUAAAAUGAUACUUCUUAAUAGUAAAACGCUGAACGGCAAUAUUUGCAACCAAGAAACUUUGCGCUUGUUGCAAAACAACCAAGGGUUCACUGCCAGCGAUGAUGACGUCAUACACAGGUCACCAUCAAUUGGAAGUGAUGCCUCUAAAACGGGCUCAGACAGUUUGCUUAGCAGCGAAUGGUCUCAAGUCGAAAGCAUCGACCUUAUCAAUGACGGAACGGGGCUGGGAUUUGGGAUUGUAGGCAUGAGAAACAUGGGGGUCGUCGUCAAAACUAUUUUGCCAGGAGGGGUCGCAGAUAGAGAUGGCCGACUGCAAAGCGGAGACCACAUUUUACAGAUCGGUGAUGUGAACUUGCACGAGAUGGGAUCCGAGCAGGUGGCUACCGUUUUACGACAAUCGGGAACACACGUGCGACUAGUAGUAGCAAGACCAGUCGAUAUUAGUUCACCAGAAUAUAAGUAUUUAGGAUCAUCAGCUCCGCUUGUGCCUACAAGACUGCUUAACGAUUCGGUAGAGUUAGAUCGUUAUUUGAUUCAGCACAAAUAUCCCCCGAUUUUUCACAAGGCGAUGGAUCAAAUAACGGAUCUGUACCAAUUUGACCAAUCGAAAAGUUACACGGGAUUGUCUAGAGUUCCGGCGUCUCCGUCUUUGCCGCUUCUGAAUCUGGACAUGGCGGUGAAGAUGCCCGAGAUGGAGAAGUUCGUCGUCGAGCUGAAGAAAGACGUGAAGGGAUUGGGGAUUACGAUCGCGGGCUACGUGUGCGAGAAGGAGGAGUUGUCGGGGAUUUUCGUGAAGAGCGUGAGUAAGGGGAGUGCAGCGGACGUAAGCGGAAGAAUUAAAGUGAACGAUCGGAUCGUGGAAGUGGAUGGGCAGUCAUUGCAAGGAUAUACGAAUCUUCAAGCUGUAGAAGUUUUACGAAAUUGUGGAAACGUUGUUAAAUUGUGUUUGGAGAGAUAUUUACAUGGGCCAAAGUAUGAACAGCUUCAACAAGCAAUAGCAGCUAGCGAAAUAAAACCACCAACGCCAUCAAGUCCGACCGAAGUGCCACGAUAUCCUAAAGGAGAAGAUGGGAAUUUUAUUCGUAACGAUGACAAUACCGAGGAACCGGUUGAGGCAAAAAAUGAGAUAUUUUGCGGAUAUGCAAAGAAUUCUCCUGACAAACCGGCGUUGCUGAGCGAAGAAGAAAUUAAGAAAAAGUGGCAGAAAGUAAUGGGCCCUGAAACAGAAAUUGUCGUUGCUGAAUUGACAAAGUUUGGCGAGAAAGGCGGAUUAGGGAUAAGUCUCGAAGGUACUGUUGACGUUGAGGAUGGACAAGAAGUAAGGCCUCACCAUUAUAUCAGAUCGAUUUUGCCUGAAGGACCGGUGGGUAAGAACGGAACCCUCAGAUCAGGCGAUGAGCUGCUAGAAGUGAACGGCCACAAACUCUUAGGAAUGAAUCACCACGAAGUUGUCUCUAUAUUAAAAGAGCUUCCGAUUAACGUAUGUAUGGUUUGCGGGAGGAGUCCAGUUAAUUUAUUCGACCAACGCCCUCCUGAAGAUUCGACGUUUUCGGAAAGAGCGGCGCUGAAUAGAAGUUUACACAAUCUGUUGCCGGCUUCCGAUAGGUUGGUUAAAGCGAAGUCCGACGGAUCUUUAGCUAGUAGCAUCGCCGCAGUCAACUCCGAUAGUUCUUUCAAUAAAAUGAAAUCCAGAUCUUUAGAACCUCUCACGGGGUUAGCAAUGUGGAGUUCAGAACCGCAGAUUAUAGAGUUAGUAAAAGGGGAAAGAGGUUUAGGAUUUUCUAUUUUAGAUUACCAGGAUCCCAUCGAUCCGAACGAUACAGUCAUUGUUAUUAGAAGCUUAGUACCUGGUGGGGUAGCUCAAUUAGACGGCCGGUUAAUACCUGGUGAUCGCUUAUUAUUUGUCAAUGAUACUGUUCUAGAAAACGCCUCUUUAGACCAAGCCGUUCAAGCUCUUAAGGGUGCUCCAAAGGGAAUCGUUCGCAUCGGAGUAGCUAAACCCCUGCCGAUUCCAGACACAGUUGCUCACAGUUCAUUAGUAGAUGUGGAUCAAAACCGAUUUGUUACAACUAAUUCUAAAGUAAAUCUAGAAUAACACAUAAGUGAUACGAUCGAUCGAAUUAUAUCGUCUAAUCCUCGUCUAAAAGAUGAUCACUUUUAAAUCGGGAGUAGACAAUAUCUCUUGUUUCUAAAUUUUUAUAACAAAAUUAUAUAGGAAGUCAGGAGUUGAUCUGAUGUUUGUGAUAUUGAGUUGCUUUUAGUUGUACUUAAUCGAGAUCCGUUAUAUUUAUUGACGCUCUAUUUUAUUACUUGUUAUUAGUCCACCGUGAUACUCAUAUUUUCACCGUUCGGUUGAUUUCUAUGUAAUUUUACAUUUAUUAGACAAUAUUAUGAAUAAAGCUAUUGUUGAAUA